UCUAAAGCCAUAAUUUUGAAGAGUUUUAUGAUGUUUUUGUGAUUACCUUAUUGUUUGUGAGCAUGAAGUGAAUUGAAAUAUUUUAAGUUUUCGAUUCGGACUUCUCGGCACUGAUUCGACGAAUAACAAGAAACAUCCGUAGGUUUUACUUUGUGGUGAAAUGGAACCCAAUCGCUCCGAAAACAAUUCCAACCAGCACCAAAACGUGCACCUUCAUAUGCACCACCUGUGCAACUGCCAAAGUGGCCUGUUCCCGGGGUACUUUCCUACAAUGGGAUUUAGAACUCCUCUGCCGCCCUUCGUCUCGUAUCCCAGCACUUCAGCAAUGAGUAGACCGUACUUGCAGCAUUAUCAAUACACACAGUUUAACGUUGGGGGACAGUACACUGUGCCAGCAAGCACCCCACUUUACUGCCACAACCCGAAUAACAAUGCCAUAGAUGUAAUUUUAAAUGGUAACUCAACGAAAGACAAGGGAGACGAAUUUAAUGACGCAGAAAAGCAGAGCGAUGGUCCCGAAGCCUACGACUGCGGCCCAAUAGCACCUGCAGUUAAAGAUUUGCUCAUAACGGACGCUUCCGAACAGAUAACUCCUGAUAAUUUCGUAAAAUUUUUGGAGAGGGGUUGCCUGACGGCCGAACAAGUGGCCUACAGGAAUCGCAAUCGACCCUGUUUCCGGAAUAUCCAGAAUCUCUGUAUACGCACCAGAACUGAAAUUUUGAAGCCUUGCACCACCAUUUCCAAUAUCCAUUCGCAGGGCAUACCUUGGGCCACCAAAGAUUUUAUUUACGCGUUCGUGAGGCUAACCAAUUGCUGGCAUAUUUUAAAAGGCUAUUGGGAGAACCGGGAAGGCCCCAGUUUGGGUAAAAUAGAAAAGGAACUAACACCUGAAUUUAGAUCGUGUUAUUUGCGAUGGGAGAAGGAAACUAUUGAGCUAGCCGCUCAGCUGACCAGAAUCUUUUACAAUUUGGAUACGAACUUAAACAGCACGAGUUCUGGGGCGAACGUUUAUUCGGCAAAUAACUUGAUACCUCCGCAGGUGGUGAAUUUGACAAAAAGCGGGUCGGAUGCGGCAAUCAGGAAGGCCACCGAGAUUGUAGCGGGCACCAAUGCAGCCGUUAGGGGUGUGUUGCGCUUGCCUCCGAAACAGGCGGCGGUCAGCGAAAUUCCAGACAUGUCCAAGCAGACGGUUUCUACAGAGUUGGGUCCCAACGAUGAAGAAUACGAUUCGGAAGAAGAGCGCACCAAAAAAACGAUUUGCAGGGUGUACAUGAAACCGGGAAGUUACAGCGUGCCAAAACGACCAGAUGGUGGCGACUGUGGGAUGGCCGUAGGCAGCAGUCCGAGGACUAUAGAGUUUUUGGAGACUGCUCAAAACGUGACCAAAGCUAGAGAAAUGGCGAACGACCGAUACUGGACCAAUCGACAUGUCUAUAACGCAAAGAAUUCGCAAGAUAACAGCUUGAUGCUCGAAGAUGGUGAACUCAACGUUAAAGAAGAUGGGUUGGAUCUGACCGAACUGAAGAUUCACGAAUGGCUCAUUAGCAACGACUUUGGGGAACCGUUCAAAUUGCAAAGCGGUCAGCCCGAUCCGCAGAGCAUUUUCAUGGAUAACGUCUACGAUUCUUUGCUCGACGGUAACCAGUUCAGAAUGGAGCAGCAGCGUUCCGAAAAAGGAAACUAUUUGAAGAUAAAUUGCGACGAGAUGAACGCGAAACUUGCCAUUGCGAACGCGCAGGUGGACGACCUGCGCAGAUCGAGGAAACAGAAGCAGAAAGCAGAAACCAGCGUGACGGAUGCGGAAGAGAGGAAAGCUAAUCCGUACGAAAUCAUUGGGGGAGGGUUAACGGGUUUGGGGCGCCACGUGCUGGCCAAUUUGGUGGUGGCGAUAAAGGGUAAUAUGUUGGGUCCUGUGGCCGCCGAAAAAGAGAUCGACUUCAGCAAGAUAUUGAGAAAACUACAAAAUGGCGAUUAUCUAUACGUCAACGAAGUCAUUAGGGACCUGCGCUGUAUCAUUAAAUUGCUGGAGGAAGUGGACGCGAGCACCAGCAUGUGGUUCUCUCAAAAACUGGACCUUCUGUUGGAGGACGUUUUCCCAGCUUACGAUUUUGACGACGUAAAUCUUGACGUUAUCGAAAUAGUCGGUCCAUUAAAAAUCAAAAUAUCCCAAGUUCACAAUAGCGACUGCGACCAACUUAUCUAGGAACAACGUGUUUUUAAACAAUAUGCCUUAAAUUAGAGCAAAAUCGCUGUUACUUUUUUUACUUUUUUUAACAGUGUGCCCUUUCUCAAAAAAAGGUGAGGAAAAAGCACAACU
Cylas formicarius (sweet potato weevil) is the source of this 2317-nucleotide messenger RNA. RefSeq lists its product as uncharacterized. The transcript is spliced from 10 exons. Bases 161 to 2203 code for a protein of 680 amino acids. Lineage: Eukaryota; Metazoa; Arthropoda; Insecta; Coleoptera; Brentidae. The record is from RefSeq and is a predicted model, not a curated record.